Molecule: messenger RNA, 2137 nt
Organism: Microstroma glucosiphilum
Lineage: Eukaryota; Fungi; Basidiomycota; Exobasidiomycetes; Microstromatales; Microstromataceae
Exons: 1
Coding region: 142-1800 (552 amino acids)
Source: RefSeq, a predicted model, not a curated record
CUUCUACUCUACAUUUCUUUGCAACCACGACUACGCCUAGAGAACACCGGAUACAAUCUCACACUUCUGUCGAGGCCCCUCCUACCCUCCUUCCCUUUUCCACUUUUGCCCCUCCUCGACGUGCCAAUUGCGGACGUCAGGAUGAUCUUACAUAGGCGCCGUUCAGACCGGAUGGCAGCAAGAACUUACUCUGCCAAAGCAGUCGUCGUGGCCAUCGUCUCAACCAUGGCACUAGCAAAUGCUCCCACUGCAUUAGCCGAAGUCAUCACCAAGAGGGCCAAUACAACAGGUGCCGAUGCAGACACCGUACUCAUAGAUGGCAAGGUACCAGAAGGCGCCAUUGUUCUCGUCUGUGGCGGUCUGGGUGUCGCCGUAGUAGCCCUCGUCUAUGUCAUCUUGCAGUCUCACAUGCCCACCUCGAAACAUGUUAUGCAGGAGAGGGCAAAGGCAAAGACUGAUCUCAGAGUACGAGGUGGCCACUCGGGUCACAUCAGUCCCGGAAUCUCCACCUCUGCCCUCAAUACCGAUGCCCGCCCUUCUGACGCGGGUGCACCCAUUUCGAGCCCUACCUCAGAGGCAUCGGGUUCUGGCUCUGAUACACUCUACAAGCCUCACAGAGGGUCGAAGAUGCUCGGAUCAGGACCAAGAGGCUACAGCGGCAGUUCCUUCACAAGGAGCAACAUGGCCGAGACGAGCUAUAGCUCCUUUUCCUCGAUGCGCGACCUUCCCUUUCUUGCCAAUACCGGACGCAUGGCAUCAACAGACACGUAUGGCUCGCGUACCUCUGGCGACUGGACAAAGUCCAAUAGACCGGGUUCAAACUAUGCACAAAACCAACGGCGUAGCGGUUACCGGGAUGCACAUGCGCCGUCUGCGCAUCGUCGUCCGAUCAGUGGAGCAGACUAUAGUCGCACGUCAGGCGACCAUGGUCGAAAGUCUUUGGAAAGAAAGAGUAGUCUCUACCGUGGGACCAACCUCACCCUGCACCGGACUCACUCUGGCGGUAUUGUAAAGUUGAAUCCCGGAGGAGUAUACAACUCGGCAGAUGCAGGAGGUGGGCCCAUCGCACGACGUCAACACCCUCUAGAGAUCAGCUCCCAUGCUGAUUCUACUCCGGAUCAAAGUCGGCGAAAUUCCACCAUUGGCCUCCUCGACGAUGAGUAUCUUUCAGCUGCUCAAAUGGCCGAGGCAGCCCGUGGCUCUGCUACCGCACCACAAUACGCUGUGCCAGGGGACUCGAGCGCUCUACUCCCUGCCAACGCUCAUCCUCUCUCAGCAGCACAACAGCAACAGCAGCAACAACCACAACAACCAAGGCGACAAGGAUCCCCUCUGUAUUCGGCCCGUGUGUCUUCCAAUGCAGCCGCGCCGCUCAAGGAGGGCCAUUACAUCACCGCAAAUCACUGGUCGCAACAGCACACCCACAGGGGAGCGGGAGCGACUACAGAGCCAUCAUCAGCCAACUAUGGUCGAUCACGCAUGAUCAGGCCAGCAGCUGCACAGCCCACUUCGGCCCCCAAGCCCUGGCCAGUACCGGAUUACCCUGGCGGGGCCGUAGGUGGCGGUUUCGGCUCACCUACCCCAUCCUACGGCCACAGCUCGCAUGCCUCGUACCAAUCGUACCAAUCGUCGGCGAGCCCUACUCCUCUCCUGCACGGCUCGAAUCAGAGAUCAGAUGAGGAAAGUUUGAUCUCCAUGUACGAGAAUUCUCAGCCUGGACAGUUUGCUCAGCCCGUGGCUGGUGGGAACGGCAGGAGAGGCGUGCCCGGAAGACCGGUUGGUGGGGUAUCCCAGGUCUGAAUGUAGUCAAACCCAGCUGAAUCAUCACAGCAGCUACAUUUCUACAUCUCAAGUGCUCGGUAAUCAGGUUGUUCGUCUUCAGCAAGCGACUAUACAAAAUCUCGUCACAGAUCAGGCUUCAACGCAUCACGCAGCUCCAUGUCGGUCAGAGACACUUUCACUGUACAUGCCCCCAUGAAAAGUGGACUCUCCUGUAUUUCGGACAUCAAGGACAAUUUCUUCUUUGCCUCAUCAUCCUCUUUCUACUAUCCAAACCUACAUUGCCGCGUCAGGUUCUUUCUUUGUCCCUUUCCUCACAUAACAGCGGCUGCGCUCCAUCUUUGCUCCAAUCAUACCA